This is a messenger RNA of Vollenhovia emeryi, 2251 nucleotides long. RefSeq lists its product as uncharacterized. Bases 1466 to 2251 code for a protein of 261 amino acids. The record is from RefSeq and is a predicted model, not a curated record. The transcript has 2 exons. Lineage: Eukaryota; Metazoa; Arthropoda; Insecta; Hymenoptera; Formicidae.
UAUUUUUUAUAUAUUUAUAUUUAUUAUGGUUAUUGUCAGGUUUAACAGUAGGGAUAAGCAAUGGAAUGUGAACACACUAUUAUAAAUGGACAUGCAUGCUUGUAUAUUUCACGACGUGAAUACAGCGAGCGAGAGUCGGGCUACUGCCGUGGUAGUGGGCCUUCUUCCCUAAGCGUGAUGUCAUAGCGCCACGUGAUCUACAAGUACAAUUAGAACGCAACAGAUGACGCGCGGAGCGCGUUUGGAUCACAUCGAUUUAUUCUAACAGUUAUUCCUACCUUUACAAUCUUUCUUCUUGUCCAGAAUAAUAUUUCAAGAAGUUCACAAAUUAUGAAAACUGGUACAGAACUGGUACACAACUGGUACACAAUGAUGCUUACAAUUAAGUCAGCUACGAAACAUGAAAUGUCAGCCGACGUGUUCGAGCUCGAAACCAAUCUAACUCUUGACGCUCGCACUCUUUGCCUAAAAUAAGUGAGGUACGAAAACGCGCGUAAACGUUGACAACACGCGACGACGAAUAUUUCAUUUGUUUAUUGACUAAACAAUGCAGCGCGCGCAAGAAGACUAGAGAUCAGGAGGACGGACUGCCUGUCGAUCGGUAAAUGGACGGCGCCAUCAUCCAUUUACCGAUCUUGAAUCCGUCUUCCUUAUCUCUAGUCUUCUUAGCGCAGCAGAAAUUGCGCGCAUAACCGUAUGGCAGAAUUAAAGGCAUCGUCUGAACAGGCCCUUAGUUGAAGAUUGACGUUGAUGAAAAAUAAAGAUGUCCUACAGUCGAAUUGAAAAAUACCGAGCACUGAAGCGCCAAAGAAGAGAAAGUGAUAGUAGUUUUGAAAGAAAUAAUGAAUUUAGAUCUGAGCCAAGUGCAAAUACAUCAGACAAGAGUAUUUCACAAAAUACGAGCACGAGCACGGACAACGAGCAAGCAGUAAAAACUAAGGACGUAACUAACUUUUCAGAAACCAGGUAAGCGCAAUGCAAUUUUUUAAUUGUUUUGUAGGUAUCAAUUCUUUCCGAAAAAAAAUAAAUGUGAAAGAUUUUCCAGCAGGACUUAAUGCUUUGCGGUUGGCCUUCCCCUUGUUAAACAUUCUAAAAAGAAAGAAAACAUUUUCCUGGCAUAUAUAAUAUCGUCAUACUCUACUGCUUAUGUUUUAGAUCGAUCGUGGAUGUUCACAUAUCAGAAGCAUCUUCCAGCUCAGAAUUCGAUAGCAAUAAUGAAUAAACAGAAUCAUGUCCAAUAUCUGUUGCGAGUGAACAUACAUGUAUGGAACUGCUCAACACUCCUGGUGACCAAAGAUUCUUGAAAGAAAAACUGCGAGACUGUGCCAUAAAGCAUGUAAACCAUAUCACACACAGUUUUUUAAAUGAUCUUUUGUAUAUUCUGCGGUCUGAAGGUCAUACAGAUCUACCAAAAACUGCGGAAACUUUGUUGCGUACGCAAAGAACUCAAGAUUGACUUCAGCCAAUGUUGUCAAAAAAGGGUACGUUUGGUACUUUUAUUUAUCUAGGCAUAGCAAAUCAACUUCAAUUACAAAUCGUGGAUUCUGAAUAUGAAGGAAGGGAAAUAAGAGUUUUAAUCAACGUCGAGGGUUUACCAAUAUACGUCCAUUCUAAACAACAAAUGUGGCCGAUAUUAUUGCAAAUAUUACACAAAGAUUACUAUUGCAAGCCUAUUGUAGUUGCAUUAUACUGCGGUGAUUCAAAACCACAUGAUGCUAAUGACUUCAUGGAAAAUUUUACGGAAGAAUGUACGACACUGAUCGAACAGGGAAUAGUUAUUAGUAGUACCUUGUUUACGUUUCGAAUUGCCGCAUUUGUUUGUGAUACGCCAGCGCGUGCCUUUAUUAAAUGCUGCAAAAGUCAUACUGGCUUUUAUGGUUGUGAACGUUGCGAAAUACGAGGGAAAACGGUUAACAAAAAAAGAAUUUAUGUUCAGACAAAUUGUACAUUGCGUACCAAAGAUUCAUUUAUAGCAAAAAGUCAAACUGAUCAUCACAUAUCAGAUAGAACAUCUCCUCUAGUUCGAAUCCCCGGAUUUGAUCCGAUCGGAGGGGUUCUGGACUACAUGCACUUAUUGUGUUGUGGCGUAAUGAAGAGCCUCUUGGAUAAAUGGCUUUCGAGUAGAAAACAAAUGGGAAGCAUCGGAAGACGUGGACGAAAUAACUUAACAAAAAUUCUUCUUAAUUUGUCAAUGCAAAUUUCUAUCGAAUUUCAACGGAAAUUAUUUGAUGUAACAAACAUAGCUAAUUGA